This is a messenger RNA of Bicyclus anynana (squinting bush brown), 3459 nucleotides long. RefSeq lists its product as uncharacterized. The transcript is spliced from 7 exons. The record is from RefSeq and is a predicted model, not a curated record. Bases 297 to 1802 code for a protein of 501 amino acids. NCBI's taxonomy places the organism in Eukaryota, Metazoa, Arthropoda, Insecta, Lepidoptera, Nymphalidae.
UCGUUAUCAAACCACCUAUUAGUAUUACACCUAACCUUGCGUGGACGCAUCCCGUUAAAAUUGUUAGCAACGCAACCUUGCACCGAGCGUGGUUGAAGCAUACCAGUAGAAAGACUAGCGCGCGUCGUGCCGGACGUUGUGCCGCAUUCCAAAUUUAAAAUACGCGGGGAAACAUGUUUAGGACUUGAGUGGCGUUUCCUAUACUCCUUGGACAGAAUAAAAAAAAUAAGUUGUGAAUUUAUUAUCUAUGCAAUUUUGUCGAUGUGGAUUGUUUUAUAGCCAACGGGCGCGCCGAGAUGUGGCGUGCUAUACUCCUCAUAGUGUGUGCUGUGGGUGUCCACUGCCGCCAGAACAAGGUCCGUGACGUCACCACGGCUUGUGACAAAGGCUCCAUCAGUAUACAUCUGGAGAUGGAGAAGCCAUUCAAGGGGCUGGUCUUCAGUAAGGACUUCUCGAGAGAAUGUCGAGUUCAAGGUCAGAUGCAGUCAAACAUAUCGCUUCACUUGCCCACCAACGCCUGCGGUGUGCGCACAUCAACCCUCAACACCACAGUAGCCGAGCCUGGUGACCACGAGGACUUGUACUAUACUGUGGAGCUGGUCGUCCAAAUGGAUAGGCAGUUGCAACAAUCCUCCGACCAAGACUUGAUAGUGAGGUGCAAACUGCAGCCGCGUGCGGUGCGCAUAGUCAGCUCAGCGUUGGAGGGCGUCAUUAAAACUAAACUUCGAGAAAUGACCGGACACGGGCACGACGGAAGGCGGAUGAGAACCGGUCGUAACCGACAGGGCUGGGACAAUCAAGGUGAGAUGGAGCAGAGACAAUAUCUGCUGGAGUCUGCCCGAGCUUGGAUGGACUUAGCGCCGAUAGUCACAGGCGCCGAACCAGCUACGGUGGAAGUUGGGCAGCCGACAAGAUUGCUUAUACAGUGCACUCUGCCAGUGGGAGUUGGUUUGCGCGUAACAAAUUGCGUAGCACAUGACGGGCUAGGGGAAGCUUCGCAGAAACUCCUCGACGAAGCAGGCUGUCCCAUCGACGAAACGAUCUUCAACAAGCCAUCAAUCCAUCGACACGCGCAACCUGAAAUGGACUUCACUGAAAACCCAGUUGACCCCAAACAAAAUAUCGAGGAAAACAUAAAAAUAUCGAAAGACCCUGACUAUAUUUUCAAAAACAUGAUGAUGUAUCAACAUGCAGUGACCACUUUCGCGGCUUUUAAGUUCCCUGAUAGAGCAAAACUACAUCUCUCUUGUGGGAUAGAGUUAUGCAAAGGCCCUUGUCCUCAUGUUGAUUGCAAAGUGCUGCAGAAGCCACAACAGACCAAGGAUGGGUUGGUGAGAAAAGCUCGUCUGGACAAAGAAGCGAAAGGUGUGGUUAUAGAUAGGUUGGAGGUGUACAAUAGUAUAGAAGUACUGGCUCCUAAUAUAGAGUUAGAAGAUGAAGCUUCAAUUAGAGGUUCAAGAAGAGUAGAACACGUAGAUGAAUUCGUGCGCGGCUUCUCUCCAGGAGACAAGACGAUUUGCCUGUCACCAGGAAAAAUGGCACUUGCGUUUUGCGUUUUAGGAGUCAUUUUCCUUUGCGCAAUAGCCGUUGCUUUCGCAUCACUAGUGCGAGCGAGACGGCGCAUGACCCGUGAACCGGUGCAUACAUCCCUCUCAUUCUACACUGGCAGCAAGAGUAUGUUCUCUUCCAGUGGUAGCAGUAGUUCUGGCUUGAGUGGAAGUAAGCUCCUAUUGACUGACAGUCCAUAUAUGGACCACCAUUCUUCUUCCAGCAAUAAUUGGCCCUACACUAGAGCAUAUUGAUUUGAAUAAAUAUCAACCUAAGUGAUUUCCUAUUGAAUAAUGUGUAAAAUAAUAUUAUUUUACAAAGAAUAAUUUAUAUGACUGAUUUAUGAAGAUUAGCUAUUUAUUAUUUAUGAAAAAUAUUUUUUAUACAUAUCAGAAGUAAGACACUAUGAUGGGCAGAUCUUCUCAAAGCUACAAGGGUCCAUAAAUUAAGUUGACAAACUUUCUGAAACUGGGAAGGUUUUUAUUUUAGGUGGAAGAUCUAGCUACCAUAGAUUCUCGUUCUAAAUCAAUUAAAAUGAAAAAUAUUGCGUUACACCUAGACCUAGAUUAGAAUUUUAAGCUCUCUAAGUUCUAAAAUAUUAAAUUCAAUUUACAAAACAGACUGCCACACGUGUACCUAAAAGUUGUUUAAUCAUUUUAUCUUUUAUUUUUUUAACUUGCUUGCUUUUUAAGGGCGUCGCGUGCCUAAGAAUUUUUUUUUCUGCUUCUUAACAUGAGGAACCAUGUCUCCAGUCACUAGACCUUUAGCUUCAGCAACUCUUCUCUCCUCCUCCUUCAGUCGUAUUCCUCACAUAUGAAGGUCUUGUCCACCUUCACCCUUGAAUUUGGUUUUUCCUGUGUCUUCGGCUACAUAUUAUUUGAUUAAAAAAAAUAAAAGAUGUCAAAGAGCAUUCAACAAGACAAGCAACUGUUAUGCGCUAUGCAUUAAUUUCUUACAACAGAUGAGACCCACACACCAAUGAUAUUUCAUACCAGAGAUGGGGCACUAGCGCAUCAAAACUGAGGUAGACAAAUGUGAAAAAUUGACUUUAUUUCAUUUAGUCGCUUACUAAACAACGAACGUUGAUUAAAAAAUUAAUUAUAGCUUAUAAUACUUCUAUAAUUCAGUUUAAACACUGUUUACAAAGAGGCAAGUAGCCUAUUGUCUGCAAAGUCAAGUUGUGUGUUCAGGAAGUGUAAAAACUAAUAAAUACAUGGAAUGGAAUGGAAUAAGAAUGGAAUAAAGACAAAAUUAUGCAUGUAUGGUGUAGCUAAAUUCGGAUCACUUUUUACGGUGGUUUUGUAGGGACGUAACCUGUCUAACAUUAUCAUUGACACCCACUAUAUUGUGUACUUGUAGUCGUAAUAUCGUAAGAAAUUAACGCUAGACUUGGUUACUUGGUGAAUUAUAUUGGAGGCGGAACGAUUUUAAUUUUAUUGUAAUUGUAAAAAAAAUAAGACAACUUUGUCAUUUGAGGAGGUGCUUCUGUAAUUUAAGAGAUAAUUUAAUGUAUCUUUUAAAGACUCCACUAUAUUAUAUUUAAGUACAAAGUGGUUCUACAGAUACAAGAAUAAGGUCUGGCAGAUACUAUAGUUUUAAGAAUUUAAUUUAAUUUAUUUUAAUGCAUUAGCACUUCCUCGAAAAUAAUUUAUUAGUGUUAAUUUAAAUUAUCUUAUAAGUAUUUAUCUAAACAUAUAAAAUAGAGUUUAGCCUGGUCAGAAAAAUAGAAAACAUUUCACGUUGCGGAAAAACAAGGAAGUAAUUUCUUCUACAAGCUAUGCACAGCAAGCAGAAUGCUAAUUUUCUGGUCAGGUUAAACAUACAUAAAAAUAUUUAUUUUCUAGAAAAGGUCAUUGUGAUACAAUUAUGACCUAAAGCAUAAUAUUUUUUUUUAUUUUUUAUAAUAAACAA